Molecule: messenger RNA, 1074 nt
Organism: Aspergillus viridinutans
Lineage: Eukaryota; Fungi; Ascomycota; Eurotiomycetes; Eurotiales; Aspergillaceae
Exons: 2
Coding region: 1-1074 (357 amino acids)
Source: RefSeq, a predicted model, not a curated record
AUGGACUUUAUCAGUGGCAUAAGUCUUAACAACGUGUUCGCCGAUGAUCAAUCCGGCCUGCUGAAAGAGAAUCUUCGUGACGACGACAUAGAGCGUGUCUAUAGACAAAUGGCCAGGUUCAUGUUGGAGCUCUUCCAAAUCAACUUCGACAAUAUUGGCAGCAUUCCAACGCUGCAAACCGGAUUUCCUGCGCCGAUACGUCCUUUGACAUGGAAAGCUCAUGGUAUUCUCCAUGAAGGGGGGGUCGAUGUAUUCGGCGAUCGGCAUAAAGGAUUCACCUCAGUCACCGAUUAUUUUCAUUAUCUUCUAUGUCAAGAUCACCAGCAGCUCAAAGACCAGCCAAAUUCAGCCCUUGGGUGGCAUAGCGCCUGUGAAGCACACGCAUCUCUGGAGGUCUUAAAGUCCUUAUUACCGGACCUCGUUGAGCCAAAUUAUAACUACGGCCCUUUCAAGCUUAUCUGCGAUGAUUUUGGCCUUGGAAACUUGAUUGUGAGGAGUCGCGAUGACCUAGCCGUUGUCGGGGUGGUGGACCUCGAGUGGGUAUACGCAGGUCCAGCACAGUUAUUUGCUUCGGGGCCAUGGUGGCUUCUAGGCGAUAGGCCAAUCAAUGAAGCAUGGGAUUUUUACAACGGAGAACCUCCUCAAGUUGCCAGCAGGUAUAUGAGGUAUCUCGAAAUCUUCACAUCGGUGCUUAAAGAAGAAGAGGUAAAGAUCCCAGGGCACGAAAAGAAGGAGCUCUCAACCCUCGUUGAAUGGUCCAAAACCAUGGGAGCCAUGUGGCUCCAUAUGAUACUAUCUGCGGGCUUUUUUGACUGUCAGUCGUUCCCAUGCGGUCAGUUGCAAAGACAUUACGGCUUGCGGUGGUGGCUGGAUUCCGUGAAAAAGUUUGAAAACCUAGAGGAGGCUAAAGUAAUUGCACAAGGCAAGGAGCUUGACUUAACCCGAUACGACAUGGAAGUCGACCAAAUUGAAGAGCUCAAAUCUCUAAUGGAUUGUGGGAAGCUGACGAGUGAGGAGUUUGCCGCUCGGACUCGGUUGAUUCUAGCGCUCAAGCCUGAUGAUUCGAAUGCCUGA